CUACAAUUUACAUCAUUAUAACCAAGGUCUAGUUAUCAUAUCUCAUAAAUACUUAUAUCUUGUAGACACAAGUUUCGAAAGUAUGUACUGAUCAAACUCUAACUUUGUUCAUUGGUAUAAGGAGUGCAGCUUUAGAAAUACUAUACAUCUCGUAUACGACAUUGGUUGUCCAGAGCUGGUGACAAUAGAUUCAUUUUCACUGUACGGCGUGUACGGUACUGCGAUGAAGGAAAUCCAGAUAGAAAAAAUCAAGGAAAUAUUGCUGAAAUAUUUCGGACAAGAGUGGGCAAUAGAUAACAUCACAGUCAAACCUUUACUGCCUGAAGGCGAAGGCGUUUGUUCAAAUAUUUUGGAUGUAUCAGCUACGCUCAGCAAACUUAGUGGAAGCAAAGAAAUCAAAGUUCUACGAGCAGUUUCCAAAUGUCCCAUCAGCAAAGGUCUGUUUGCAACAAUCAAUUCUCAAAUGUAUAGGAGAGAAGUCUCUUUUUAUACCAAGAUCAUCCCAAGCUUGAAGGAGUUCGGACAUAGACAUUGCAAUCUGGAGAUAGAAAACUUCUUUCCAAAAUUCUACGGAUGUUCAGACGAACCUGAUAAAGCUAAUGCUGAUUUUGUACUGAUGAUUGAGGACUUAGGUACAAAAGGCUAUGGAUCAUUGGACAAAUGCGAAGGCUACGACUAUGACCAAAUAAAACACGUUUUGAAAAACGUAGCCCUGCUGCACGGUACAUCCUUAGCUAUGAAAGUGAAGGAACCAGGCACAUUCUCUGCCUGUAUCAAAACCUUCUGCGAGAUGGAGCUGGUCCCCGAUGAAUUUGUAGACGAGCUGUGGAAAUUCCUUCCAGAUUUUAAACAAAAUGAAGAAAACAUUGCCAAACUGCUACUGCAAAUUUUAGAAGAACACCGCAUGCCACAGCAGUACAUACGCAAGAUGUCUGAUUACUUUCAAAAAGAAAAAUUUUCCUUGGCCGGAUUGAAGUUACACACAGCACCAGGCUCGGAACCUUUCAAUACACUGAUCCACAACGAUUUGUGGAUUAACAAUAUAAUGCAUAUCAUGAAAGAUGGCAAUAUAUCAGAAAUGAAACUGAUAGAUUUUCAGAUGUACCGCUACAACCACCCAGCGAAAGAUUUAAUGCACUUAUUAUUUACCAGCGUAAAAUAUGAUGUGCUUAAGCAACAUUUGGAUGAUUUGAUUGAUUUCUAUUACGACAAUUUGAUGAGUGCCUUAUUGGAAAUGAACUGUGAUAUAAGUAGAUUCGAGAAACGGCAAUUCUUGAAAGAUAUAACCGUAUCAAUAGGGGCAAUAUUCGGCCAUAUAAUUUAUAUGGUAGUAUUUGUUAUAUUCGGUAAAAGAUCUAACAGUGAAACUAUUGAAGAAAGAUUGAAGGAUAUACCAGACGAAGCUAAACAGAAGUUCUGUUUUUUGGUGGAACAAGUAUUCGAGAGGGGCUGGUAUAAAGGAAUAAGGGAAAUAGAACGGAUUCUAGGGGAUAAAGCAUACUACGUUUGCAACAAAAGCGAUUAAAACAUGACUAGGAGUAACGGUUUGUUACUAGUAAUAUUUCAAUUUAGAUCUAUUAUUUAGCUGGUAAAAGUCUAGGUACUGCUUAGUCACCUUUAGUCUGCUAAUUUCUUUUUUUUUGUAGAAUUGCAAGAUUCCGACAUCCCGUGUUGGGUCUUUUGGGUUAUCCGUUGAUCAUGUAUGUGUAAACUGGGAUAUCCUUAAAAGUCCAGUAGCCAAUUGUGUACACCAUUUACCGGGAUGAGAAUCACGUUGCCAAAGAUGCGUCACGGGGAGGGGGGUGGCGGCUACCUUUGCAUAAACGAUGAAAGAAUUGUGUUCGCGAGAGUUUUCAAUGGCAUAACUCCACUACCAGAGUGAGAGAGUAAAGGGCAACAAUAGGUAUUAGCUUGCGACGAGACUUAAUAUAUAUCCUGACGUCAAACUCUGACACCUGGAGGAACCGAAUUAUCGCCGGAAUGAGUAUCCAUCCAGAUCACAUAUACGGAAGCGAUCUUGAAAACGUUCCUCCAAGAAACCGUAAAAAUAUUAAAGCACCUUGUAGGACAAAAUUUUCUUUUCCAUCUCCCAUUGUCCAAAGCGGAUGAAAUUUUGCGUCACUAAUUUGAACCGCUGAACACAAUUAUGACCGUUAAAAAGUCCUGAAGUGUUGUAGGUCCAAAUUUCCGAUAAAAAAUAAGUCGCACGAGACCUACUGUAAGUUUCGUCUUUUAAUUAAAAUCACAGACACGCAGAAGUUUUUGAAAUUUUUGUUCUAGCUAACCUUGACCUUUUUGUAGGGCAACAUUUUUGUCUCCCAUUGUUGCAAGCCAUUGGAAACGAUAUACUUACUUAAUUUGAGGCGCUGAUUCGAAAAAAUAGUUGUGUUACGGGGUUGAAUUCGAGGUAGAGAAUGGGACACGGAGAAAGUCUCUCCUGAAUUUGUAAUCUUCGUAACCAAUUCGCUCAGCACUGUUUUCGUUUGAUUUAGAAAUAUGCGAGGGUAAUUAAAAAGAAAAAAAAUAUUAACAGGUGUUCAAGAGAAGCUAGUAUAGAGAAAAACUGCUCUAAUACUCCUGGUACUUUGAGAGAAUCAUACUAUUUAUAUAGGUUUUUCUACAUGUAACGUAUUUUUACCAAUAUUGUAUUUCGCAA
Molecule: messenger RNA, 2656 nt
Organism: Acanthoscelides obtectus
Lineage: Eukaryota; Metazoa; Arthropoda; Insecta; Coleoptera; Chrysomelidae
Source: the annotation of a GenBank genome assembly